Penicillium argentinense is the source of this 1053-nucleotide messenger RNA. Its product is annotated as dual specificity protein phosphatase family protein. The coding region runs from base 1 to 1053 and encodes 350 amino acids. Gene Ontology annotation, cellular component: cytoplasm; nucleoplasm. Lineage: Eukaryota; Fungi; Ascomycota; Eurotiomycetes; Eurotiales; Aspergillaceae. Gene Ontology annotation, molecular function: protein tyrosine/serine/threonine phosphatase activity; F-box domain binding. The transcript has a single exon. The record is from RefSeq and is a predicted model, not a curated record. Gene Ontology annotation, biological process: protein dephosphorylation; negative regulation of protein binding; negative regulation of SCF-dependent proteasomal ubiquitin-dependent catabolic process.
AUGUCGGGAGCCCCUCCAACGACUGGGGCGCAGACGCAGAACUGGCAAGACCAGUAUGUUCGCACCCAGGAAUACACGUCAAUUCCGAGGCACCAUGGAAGUGGGCCAGGUCAAGGCAUCGGUCUAAGCUCUGCGUUAGGAUACUUCCUGGCCGCAAACGAAGAGGACAAUGACAAAGAGACCGUUGUGGUUGAUGCGAAGGUCUUCAACCCCAGCACCCAUCAGUUUACCGAAGGUGAUUUCAUUUGCCCCGGAUUUUUCAGCCUUGCCCAGCUUGAUGGUUUCACGCGCCGCUUCACGCACUCGCAAUGGAAAUACGAUAUGCGCCGCGAGCUACAGUUUGUUUUCCCAUUUCUCGCCUUGGGCCCAUCGUCUUGCCUACGUGAUCGAGACUCUCUUCGCGCUCAUGGAUUUACACUCCUCCUCGGAGUUCGGAAUACCCACUCGGCCAAUGCGCGUCUAGUCUCCGGCGACAAAGCUGCUGCAGAUCUCGGCAUCCAGGUUGAUACGAUCGAUGUUCUCGACAACCAAGAGCUGAUCUCCGCAUUCCCACACGCAAUUCGGCGCAUCAAUGACCACCUUGCGGGGGUAGAUCUGGAUCGGAACGGGACACAACACACCCAAAUCAACCCGUCUCAGAAACGGAAAGUCCUCGUAUUCUGUGAGUCGGGCAAUGAGCGUUCUGCUGGUGUAAUCAUCGCUUAUGUCAUGGCCAUGCUCAACGUGGAUACGGUACAUGCGGCACGGAUGGUCCAGCAGCACCGUUUCUGCGUCUCAAUUGAAGACCCGAUGAAGCGCAUUUUGCUUGCAUUUGAAUCUAUUCUGGCAGCCAAGCGUGAUGUCGAACAAGCCAAGCGGUCACACAGUCAAGCUAGUGCAGCAACACUUGCCCCUCCACCUGUACCUCCAGUCCUCCUGGCGAAGAAACGAAGCUUUGCGGAUCGCCAAUAUGAAGAGAUGGAGAUGGAUAACGGUGAAAUGGAUGUUGAUGACGACGUUGGCUCGCUUCUGGAGCGUAAACCGAUUGCGCCUUUUCAAGAUCGGGUGGCAUAG